Lagopus leucura (white-tailed ptarmigan) is the source of this 2258-nucleotide messenger RNA. It is a transcript of the gene TMEM233, whose product is annotated as transmembrane protein 233. NCBI's taxonomy places the organism in Eukaryota, Metazoa, Chordata, Aves, Galliformes, Phasianidae. The coding region runs from base 57 to 401 and encodes 114 amino acids. Gene Ontology annotation, cellular component: membrane. The transcript has 4 exons. The record is from RefSeq and is a predicted model, not a curated record.
UGCCCGGUACGCGGCGCUGGGCUUUCCGAGCCGCCCGCCUGCCGUGCCGCAGCCUCAUGUCCUCGCUCCCCGCCGGCACCGACAUCAAGAGGGCUUUGGACAACAGCCCCGAGACAAACAUCGAAGAUGAACUCCCCGACGGUCCGCCGCAACCGCGGCCGAAGAACUACCUGCUCCUCAGCAUCCUCGCUUGUUUCUGCCCCGCGUAUCCCAUCAACAUCGUAGCCUUCGUCUUCGCCGUCAUGGCUUUAAACAGUUAUAAUCAAGGAGACAUAGAAGGAUCAAGAAGACUGGGUCGCAAUGCACUGUGGGUUGCAGUUGCAUCAAUUAUCAUUGGCCUUGUCAUCAUCGGAAUCUACUGCGUAGUUCAUUUCACAACGGACAGCAAGCAUGCUAUCUGAAGACCAGGACUGCACUUGGAAUACAUCACCAUGUAAAUCUCAGGAGAGGAAAAGUAAGAAGAAAAGGAAACCCAUCUUCCCAGACUGUUAGAUUUGACCCUACAAGUCUGCAGAGGCAUGUCGCUGAUGGACGCAAUGAUAGCCCAGUCAGUAAAUCAGCAUGGUGUGACCAGGUUUUCCAAACUAUUUAUUUAUACAGAACCUCAGUAUAAAGAAGUGUUGAUGUUUGUUUUUUUUUUAAUUUUACCCUAAUUUAAUUUUACCCUUACCUUGCCCUAACAGCUCCCUUUUCUUUCUCACUUACAUGAAAUGUGUGCUGGGUCCAUGACGUUCCCUGGCUGAGCCAAGCCAAAGCCAACCUGUCUUGACUGUUUCUAGUGCACAGUGUAAGCUCUGAUGCACAGCCUGCUGGAGCUGGUGGAACUCCUGUCACCUUCAGUGGGUUUUGGAUCAGGCCAUGAAGGGUUUUUGUAUUCCUGUACAAUAGUCUCAACAUAACAAAAUCAGAACAACGGGUUGGUGGUUUAUCCCACGGUGUGAUUUUGUAAGGCUGUGGGUGUACUCUGACUUGGUGGCUGCUUUCUCCUGUCACCCCCAGCCUUUAUGUCUUUGCAUUGGGUUUUUCACCACCUGGGACCGAUUUCAAUCCCUUCAUUCUUAGAAGUUACUUUUGUUCCGUAACAUCCGUAUUUUUAUUGAUUUCCUCUUGUUUUGUUGUCCUUCCUUGCUGAACUCCCUUAACUCCGCUCCAGACCUGCACUAAAGUUGCACUGAUCACAUUUUCCUCUUUAAACUCCAUGUAUAUAAGAAGUUUUUCUUUUUUUAUCUCACAAAAGCUCUUUUUAAAUAGAUGUUCUCUCUCAUCCCUCUGUUCCUAUAGCAAGUCGCAUUGUUUCAUUGUGUUCUGCUUUGUUCCUGUCUUAUUUUUAAUUCACCCUCUCGUCUUGCUAUGAAUAGUCCAUAUAUCAGCACGGAGAUGGACAGACUUUUCUACACUCACUGAUUCACGUAGACUUGCUGAUCCUGAGUUUCCCCUCAGUGAACAGCCUUAGGCUGCACAAUGGAUGCCCUCUAAAUUACUGCAGUUUCUCAAUACCUUACGAAAAUGUAGAGCGGGACAACUAGUUUUAAUUAGCUGAAAACUGUUGGAAAGAAUGUAUUUCUUUUUAUCACCCAAAUAUGACGUGUUCAGAGGAGCGAGCUGCGAGCGUUGGCACAGAUGACAGCAUCUUUGGUGACUGUGGCUCCAUUUGCUUUGAUUGUUCCUACACCUUCCAGCAAGCGAUGCCAACUUACACUUACUCUCCUUGCAGUAACAUAAAUCUGGACUGAAUACCCAGAAAUGCAUGGGAGUUGUACAGGUGCACGUGAGCAAUGAAUCAUGCCUGGCAGUGGUACACCUAUUAUUCAAGAAAAAAAAGAAAAAAAAAAGAAAAAAAAAGUCUCCCAGCAAUCUGUACUUGUUAAAGCAUAUGCCUGGAAGCAGCAUGUAUUUUCUGUGCCUUGGUAUUGUGUUUUUAAUGUGCUUUUUUUCACUUUUCUUUCUGCCAGCUUCUGUUUUUCAUUGAAGUCAGUGAUGCGCAGCCUGUCCUUAAUUGCUCCAAUACAAAACUUCACUCUUAAUCAGUGGAAUGAGUUGAUUCCUUCAGCACUUACACUGAUAUAAUUUGUACGUGGCAGAAUGUGGCCACUGGUUGUGAUGACCCCAAGAAGUGGCUGUUCUGUGAACUUCUCUUUGUUUUUCUGAAUACUAUUUCAGUGGUCUGAUAACGUCUUGUGGGACUUUGAGUAGCUUGCCUUAUUAUCAGAUAUGAUACAACUGUCAUUGAGAAGUGGAAUAAAAUCACUUUUACUUCA